AUGCAAGGCGUUAUGUCGGGCCCCAAGGGCCAAGUUGGUGCCGGUGGUGAUGGUGGUGGACGCCCACCGCCCGCUCCCCAGAAACGAUUUGGUGGUUGCGCCUCUUCGGGAGGCAAGAAAACGAUUAUAGAGAAGAACAAGAAGAAGGACGAGGCCAAAAAGGCCAAGAACAAGAGUUCUGGCGGCGGUGCUGGCGCCGAGGCGACAGAAGCUGUUAAAAAUGCCCGCAAAGAGCUUGCCGCUAUGACUCUGCCAGCCAAAAGGGCCAAGGUUGAAGUCGAUGAAGAGGAUGACCAGGUGUUAAUAUCUGGUUCUCCGCAGAACUGGCGCAGCUCUGGCCGCGCUUCAGCACUUGUGGCUCGCAGCAAAGGAAAAGCUUCUGCUAUCUUUGCUAGCUCUUAUAUUAGCGUAGACGAAGACGCCAGGGAGGUAGAGCCUCCUGUCUCCGACUAUAAGGACAUUACCGCUUUUCAUAGUGGAAACGACAGCGACGGCAGUUAG
Molecule: messenger RNA, 501 nt
Organism: Trichoderma gamsii
Lineage: Eukaryota; Fungi; Ascomycota; Sordariomycetes; Hypocreales; Hypocreaceae
Exons: 4
Coding region: 1-501 (166 amino acids)
Source: RefSeq, a predicted model, not a curated record